Molecule: messenger RNA, 2407 nt
Organism: Mya arenaria
Lineage: Eukaryota; Metazoa; Mollusca; Bivalvia; Myida; Myidae
Exons: 5
Coding region: 88-474 (128 amino acids)
Source: RefSeq, a predicted model, not a curated record
CGUCUUCAUUCAUUUGGAUCAGUUUGAUUUUAAAGCAGUUGAAAUAUUCUGUUCCUCUUGCGAACCAUUAAAACGUUGAUAUAAAAUAUGAAUAUUCUUUUUGGAACAGCGAUGGUUUGCAUUCUGCUGGCAUACAGAGUCCAGGCUGAAUCCAAAAUACAGGAAUUUAAAAUGGAAGGACUUCCUGUGAAUGGAACGAGUGACAUAAUGUCAAAACAAGAAGUAUCAGGGAGUGGAACUCGAAACGACAAGCGAGUUGACUACUGCGGGGGUGGUUUGUACUGCCAGACAGGAACUUACUGCUGCUAUAACGGCGGCUGCUGUCUUCACGGAUGGACGUGCUGCUCUGCCAUCUAUUGCUGCGCCGGUGCCGCGGGGCUUGCAGGGUCGACACUGGGGCAAACCAUGGUGAUACUGCUCAGUAUCGCUGGCUACUUCGUUGCCAAACUGGACAAACAUACCUUUAUAUUGUAGAGCUGAAAGAUCGUGAGGAAACACCAAGUAGCUUCCAACCCUAGCUGCACAAUUGAAGAUGCUAUAGGUUAUUAUGAAACAAGCGAUUUUUUAUGUUAAAUUAAGCUUUUAUCACGAGAAGGAACAAACAAACACUCUGAUACUCAAUUUUAGAUGUAUGCUACACGUCACACUUUAUUGAAAUACCUAUGGCUGUACGUACAAAGAAUUGAAAGAACUCGUUAUAUUUUCCAUUGGACUUUCUUUUGCCUUUUUGCACUACUUGCUAUAUCGUGUGUCUUAUUAUAUGCACUGUUUCAUGUACCGGAUUUUUAACCAAUCAAGCUUUUUACACCGAAUUUUCCAGCCAUCAUGACACUAUACACCAACUGUACAGUAUCUCAUUGCUGCCUUAUAAAAAUCCGCCUGUCUUUCCUUUUGUCGAUUCGCCUGUUUGGAUACAGUUGUUAUGGCAAUGCGAACGAUUGUAUGGUACAAGAACAAGAACCCUGUGACUCAAUCAUCCAAUCUGCCUCAAUGGAUUAGAUUUUUGUUUGCUUAAGCACACAUUUUUGAAAAUAGUGAACGAAAAUUUAAAAUAAUUAUAAACUGCAUUCAUGUUUGACUCGUGCACAUUACGUAGCUCAUGCUUUCUUUAUUGUUUUCAUUGAAAUAAAAUGUUUGGCAAAUGGAAUUACUUUUCAUUUUAACAAUUUAUUAUGCAAAAUAAUAAAACAUGAAGCAUAGACAGAUGACAAUGCAAUAUUGUGUGUUGUAAACGAAUCAUAUCUCUGGGACCAAUUUUACCAAAUCUACAUUCUUUAUGUGAUAAAGAGUUUCGCUAUUAAAUUUGUAAAAUAAGCAAAUUAAACUUGAAAGAUAUGUAAAUUUCAAUCAAGACUUGUGCACAGUGUAAAACAUAGAUGUUCUUUUUUUCCGACAAACAAGUAAGUUAUAUAAACAUUUCAAGAAAGGGAGUGAAAAUCUGAAAUAAAUUCAUGGCAAUAUAUAAACACAUUUUAUAACCGCAACUCUGUAAUCCACAUUUCCAAAGUUAACUCCCUUUAUAUGUUUUUUUUUAGUGAUGUUACGUUUGCUUUGACGAGAUGGUAAUGUGAACUUGUACACAAUAGCUUUAUUUAUUAUACAUUAUUCAUAAACAAGAAUGUUCACUGAUAAUCAAAUCCCUCUAAUUAAUCCUCACACGUUGUUUUCGUUACUGAAAAUCGCAACUUUUUUAUAAUAGCUAUAUCUCAAAGAAGCCGUGUUGAUAUUUUAUGAUGGGAUAUUUUACUGUGUGUCACAUGGUUUUAUAGUUAUCCCGAUUGGCAACAUGCCUCCAAAUUGUUCCCUCUGUCAAAUAUGCUUGUGCAUUCUCGACCCUAUCACAUCUUAUGAUUGGUUUAGUUUUAAUGGAUAAAAAAUAAUUAAGAUUGAAACCUAAAACGUCACCAAUAUUGAAUUGUCUAUGUAUUGUCCAAUGUCCCUUUUGUUUGUAAUUAAUGUUUAAUAUGUUUAUUUCAAUAUUCUGUCAUUCAAUUCAUUGUAUCUUUCGCAAUUUUGCUACCGCGUUCCUUUUUGUUCGUAGGCUGCUUAUAUCAAUAUCUAAAAUGUUUUCUCUAAGUAGACAAUAUGCAUCUAUUUAGGUACUAUCCCAGAUGCAAACUUUUAUUGUUGGAAGAGAUUCUUAGCUUUGAAUUUACAUUUCUUGGUCAUUAUUUGAUCUGUUUCAAUAAAUGGUUUUAGUCGUAAAUGCAAGUCUCAAAUCUCUUACGCGCAAAAAAUAUUUUUAUUUCCCUAACUUUGUGUUUAUUUUUUUAAACUGACUUAAGUUCAAUGUAGACACUAAAAUAAUUCAAAUUUACUACUAAGAUCGUUAUUGAAACCCGCCUGAUCUUCAUGAAUGAAUAUCAACCUGGGAAACAUUUUUUAAAAAUGUUAUUGUUCAUUUAAG